UCAAACCCCCUCCUCUCCAACCAAAAGAGCUCCGAGCUCCAGGCCGUCCUCCAUCCUCUCGUUCUCUUGACCAUCUCCGACUACAUCACACGGCACACUCUUCGACAGCAGACCGGGCCCAUCGUGGGAGCUCUACUGGGACAGCAAAAUGGCCGCGAGAUCACCAUCGAGCAUGCUUUUGAAGCACACACCAUGGAGGCCCCCAACACGCAGGGCGGUUACCUUCUCCACGCCGAAAAGUUCGGCGCACGCCUAGAGCAGAUGAUCACCGUUCACAAGGAUAGACAGCUCGAUUUUGUCGGCUGGUACACCCUCCUUCCCUCCUCCGGUCCAACCCCGACAAUCCUCCCCAUCCACAACCAGAUCCUCGAGGGCUGGAACGAGUCGGCCGUCCUCCUAGGCUUCCACCCCGAACAGGUUCUCGACCACUCCGUCGGCGGCAAACUCCCAUUGACAAUCUACGAGAGCAACUACGAGGUCGACGAUCCCCGCGCCGAUAACAACGAUGGCGAGGACAGGAAGAUGGACGACGGCGAGCCCACUCUCAAGCUCAAGUUCCGCGAGCUGCCCUACUCAGUCGAGACCGACGAGACCGAGAUGAUUAGCAUGAACUACGUCGCCGCAUCAGGAGGCAACGCCGCCGUAGCCGCCCCCAAGGAGGAGAAGCCCUCACUAUCGGUCGAGUCCAACGGCAAGGGGAAGCGCCGCCUAGUCGAGAGCCAGGACGAGGAGCGCAAGCCGGAGGAUGAUGCCGCCGCUCUCACGCCCGAGGAGGACGAGAUGAUUGCCGCCCUCACCGCCAAGGCCAACGCCAUCAAGAUGCUCCAGUCCCGCAUCAACCUCCUCACCACCUACCUCGAGCGCCUACCACCCUCAUACGUAAACGGCGACGCAACUGACUCUGGAAGCAUGGACGCCGAUUAUACAACUCCUUCGACUACUGUACUGCGCCAGAUCCAGGCACUCGUCAGCCGUCUAGACCUAGUCAUCCCUUCGGAUGAAGCCUCGUUCGAGCGAGAGAUGCUACACGAGGCCAACGACGUCAAUCUCGUCGGUCUCCUCAACGGCAUUAUGCAGAGCGUGAACCAAGCUCGCGACGUAGGCAAGAAGUUCAACGUUGUCGAGAUGUCCAAGGCAACUAGCCGCCGCGGUGGUAAC
Messenger RNA from Fusarium vanettenii 77-13-4, 1158 nucleotides. RefSeq lists its product as uncharacterized. The annotation marks the transcript as partial. Gene Ontology annotation, molecular function: protein binding; metallopeptidase activity. Gene Ontology annotation, cellular component: COP9 signalosome. The record is from RefSeq and is a predicted model, not a curated record. Gene Ontology annotation, biological process: protein deneddylation. Lineage: Eukaryota; Fungi; Ascomycota; Sordariomycetes; Hypocreales; Nectriaceae. The transcript has 2 exons.